Molecule: messenger RNA, 2186 nt
Organism: Cheilinus undulatus (humphead wrasse)
Lineage: Eukaryota; Metazoa; Chordata; Actinopteri; Labriformes; Labridae
Gene: setdb2
Product: SET domain bifurcated histone lysine methyltransferase 2
Exons: 11
Coding region: 237-2105 (622 amino acids)
Biological process (GO): heterochromatin organization; negative regulation of gene expression
Cellular component (GO): nucleus
Molecular function (GO): histone H3K9 methyltransferase activity; DNA binding; zinc ion binding
Source: RefSeq, a predicted model, not a curated record
UAUGGUGGUUUUGAGCGGCGGCAGUGUCGCUGUGUUGUUUGUGAGUGAAGCCCUUCUGUGUUUGAACUGAAGCUCUGAACAAACAGAAGAGAGCAGAGAUGGACCGCUAACACCUGAGUUACCGCUGAAGCGACCACAGCUCCGCCAUUACCCCUCUGUUAGCUCAAAUAUCCACCAGCUUUAGCCGGCCGGCUAGGCUAGCUGAGUGCUGUGAGGCUGAGAUCGGCUCUGGAGAGAUGGAGGCUGCUUUAGACCCUCAGGAUGUUGAAAGAGCAAGGACAUUCUGGGCCGAGGAGAACAUAGAUCAGGUUUUUACUGGGGUGUUCGAGUACCUGGGUCACCUGAAGAGAGCGCUGAAGAAGAACACGGCCACAGAUCGAGAGUACGUCCAGGCGCUGAAGCUCCUCGAGGCCCUCGACUGCUCUCCUCCCACCUCCUCACAGGACUCUUCUGUGGUUCAGGUGGUCAUCGGCUCAGUUUCCUCCUGUCCAGGUGAGCUCCUCCCCGCUGACUUCUGCCCCUCCCCCUCCUCCUCCUCCUCCUCCUCCUCCUCCUCCCCUUCUCCCUCUAAUGGGCCUCUCAGCUCAUCAGCGCCCCCUGCAGGUGGAGACGAGCUGCUGCCUCCGUUGACUCCGGUGGCUCUGCAGUACGAGCCUCACACCUGCUGCAAGGCCUGUCUGACCUCCGUGCCUCAUUCAGAGACCGCCAUCUGGGGUCAGAACCCACUGAAGGUCCCACUGCUCUGCGGCUUUAAAAGGCUUAGCGCCCAGCCACUGACAUCCUCGCCAAGGGAUGAGGACAGUGAGGGGGCGGAGCCUGUGGUUUCUGAGGACUGGGAUGUUCUUUAUAAAGCUCCAUGUGGUCUGUGUCUGCGUAACCACGACGAUGUGAUGCAUUUCCUGCUGGCUACAGGGAGCUACGACCUCUUACAGGCCGACUUUUUCACCUUUAACCCAACGGUCAGGCUGGACCCUCCGGUGGCACCAGGUCCACAGCGACCUGAAGUCGACCUUAGUCGUGGGGCGGAGCCUACGCCGGUGGAGUUGUGCAUGGGUGAGGGCGGAGCCCGGCCGCCGGAGUUCCGUUACAGGAAGGAGCGCUGGCCACACGGCUGCUUCCUAAGCCGUGGCCCAACGCUCUUCAACACCUGCUGCGACUGCACUGAUGGCUGCAGCACUGCCAAGAACUGUGCCUGUGUCGCCAUGACAACAGGAGGAAGCCAUUACAACCACAACCGACUGGAGGAGCCUGUACCGACAGGCGUGUUCGAGUGCGGCCCCUGGUGCGGCUGUGACCGCGCACGCUGUCAGAACCGGCUGGUCCAGAGGGGGAUCAGAGUCCGCCUGCAGGUCUUCCAGACCGAGGGCCGGGGCUGGGGCGUCCGCUGCCGUGACGACCUGGACCGAGGCACGUUCGUUUGCAUAUACGCAGGUGUUAUCCUGCGGAGAGUCCACGCCCCCUCAGAGCCCCCGCCCCCAAAGCUGACGAGGGCGGACCUCCCCUCUGACGACGAGGUGGAGGUCGUCACCGAGUGGCUGGCUCCACCCGUACUGGAGGGACGGAGCAACCUGGUGGAAUCUACGCCCACCUCGCCACCCCUUCACGUCCCUGUGAUCCAGCGACCCGCCGACCCCCUGGGCUCCACACCGCGGGACAGAGAGGAAAUGGUUUUAGUCAGCAGGCCAGAGGCCACGCCCAUCACUCAAGAGAAGACGGUUACCAUGACAACAGGCUGUCCUAGAGAGGGCGUGAACGGUACGAAGACGAGCACGAAGAGUCUGAAGAGAGCGAUGAAGGGUGAGGAUGUGAACUUCCUGGACGCCAGCAAGGAGGGAAAUGUCAGCCGCUUUUUCAACCACAGUUGCCGACCGAACCUCUUCAUCCAGAACGUCUUCACCGACUCCCAUGACCCCGCCUUCCCCGUCAUCGCCUUUUUCACCAGCAGGGUGGUGAAGGCGGGCACCGAGCUCACCUGGGAUUACUCCUCAGACACAGACGGCGAACAGGAAGUGGCGUGUCUGUGUGGGAGCGAUGGCUGUCGAGGACGGUUCACCGUGGAGGAGAAUCUGUGUGAAAUGUGUGAACUUCAGGGUGAAACUCAGUGAUCCUCCUCCACGUUCACUUUACUGUAACAGACAUGACUUUAUGUUUUUCUACUGACGAGCUUCAAUAAACGGUCAAAACAA